AUGACCGACCCUCGACCAGACGGGGUGGAUCAGUGCGAACCGGGAGCAUGCGAGGAAAGUUCACUGAUAACGACUGAUUCAUUCGAAGAAUUUUCCCAUGAGAUAAACAGUCUUCCGGCGGUUCAGGAAAAUGUAAACCAGCAGCAUUUGGGAGGCAACGCUGACGAAUCGACCAUUUCCGACGAUAAGGUAUGCGAGGAUGAUCGUGAAAGUUUGUCGAAUGAUGGCAAUAUAACGAGGGUGCAGGAUGGUGUAAACACAGACCAUCCGGUUGAUGGUGCGAUGAGUAAAUCGAGUUCGUUUAGCAGUGCAAAAAGCAGAGAAUUCGAUGCUUCUACCACAAGUCUGGCUGAAACAACGGAACCAAGUAGCGGUGGAAAUGUAAUGCUAGGGACAGAGCAGGAAACGGGUGACUAUCUACAUGAUACCGAGUUCCUGAAUCGCAAGCGGCAUGUUUUCAUUUUAAGCACGGCUGGGAAACCAAUCUACUCGAUGCAUGGCAAUGAGGACAAAUUGGCCACCUUGUUUGGGGUGAUGCAGGCGCUAGUAAGCUUUAUCCAAAGUGGCAACGACACGAUCAAGUCGAUUCAUGCCGCCGGAGUGAAGUUUGUGUUUUUGGUCAAGUCACCUCUUAUAUUGGUUGCGGUUUCGAGAACAUCGCAUAGUGUGCAACAGAUACAGUUACAACUGACUGACGUGUACAACCAAAUUCUUUCCACGCUUACGCUUAGUCAAAUGAUCAAAACGUUCGAAAGGCGAAAAAACUUUGAUCUUCGUCGCUUGCUAGCGGGCAGUGAACGGUUGAUCGAUCAUCUGUUGGUUAGUGACAAGUGCGAUCGGAAGCUGGUAUCGAACAAUCCGUUUAGCUUUAUGACACACUCGGUGCGCAUCUUGCCAUUGCAACCGUCCGUGCGAGAAACGGUCGUUUCCGCCAUACAGAGCAACUGUGGCAAGAUUAAGAACCUGGUGUUUGCAGUAUUAAUUGCCAACAACAAGUUGAUUGCGCUCGUGCGCAUGAAGAAGUAUUUCAUCCAUCCGGCCGAUUUACGACUCAUUUUUAAUCUGAUCGAAUGUUCCGAGAGCUUCAAGUCGGCAGAAAGUUGGACACCACUGUGUUUGCCAAAGUUUGAUUCGAGCGGGUUUCUGCAUGCGCAUGUAUCAUACCUUGCCGAAGACUGCCAAGCCUGUUUAUUGCUACUAUCGAUCGAGCGGGAUGUUUUCUAUACACUGUCCGAAGCCAAACGAAAGAUCACUGAGAAAUUACGUCGAAGUAACUGUCUCGAAGCAAUCAACGAUGCGAUCAAUAACAAAGGAAUUAAGUUGUUGAACAUUGGCAUUCCGGAGAUACGCCACUUUCUGUACAAAAGCAAAUCUAACGCCCAGCUGCUCUGCUCGGAACUUACGGUACCGUAUUCCAGCGGCGAACAAUUUAAGCGUCUGGAGGGGAUGUACUUUCAGCUGCAUCAUCGCAUACAUAAUUCCGGUCGGCCAGUAAAGCUGAUCUACCAGAUGAAGGAAAAGGAAGUGCUGCUUGCAUGGGUGACGCAAGCGUACGAAUUGUUUGUAACGUUUGAACCGACGGUUGAGAAGAACGAAGUGAUCAGUCUUGUAAAUAAGCUGCUCAAGUGGAUCAAGAAGGAGGAAAACAGUCUGUUUAUCCUAUCUGCCCCAACGUUCUAG
Anopheles marshallii is the source of this 1680-nucleotide messenger RNA. It is a transcript of the gene Mon1, whose product is annotated as vacuolar fusion protein MON1 homolog A. The record is from RefSeq and is a predicted model, not a curated record. The coding region runs from base 1 to 1680 and encodes 559 amino acids. Gene Ontology annotation, biological process: endosome to lysosome transport via multivesicular body sorting pathway; protein targeting to vacuole. NCBI's taxonomy places the organism in Eukaryota, Metazoa, Arthropoda, Insecta, Diptera, Culicidae. The transcript is spliced from 4 exons.